This is a messenger RNA of Erpetoichthys calabaricus (reedfish), 5040 nucleotides long. RefSeq names its product gastrula zinc finger protein XlCGF57.1-like. The record is from RefSeq and is a predicted model, not a curated record. The coding region runs from base 599 to 2419 and encodes 606 amino acids. NCBI's taxonomy places the organism in Eukaryota, Metazoa, Chordata, Cladistia, Polypteriformes, Polypteridae. The transcript has 5 exons. Gene Ontology annotation, biological process: regulation of DNA-templated transcription. Gene Ontology annotation, molecular function: DNA-binding transcription factor activity, RNA polymerase II-specific; RNA polymerase II cis-regulatory region sequence-specific DNA binding.
GGAUAGUGCUGACCCGAAGGAGACCGGAGAGAAAAGAUAAAGAGCGUUUGAUGGAGGAGUGUUGGUAAGCUACGGCAGAGUCGAGUUGCGGAUAGAAGGAAAGAGAACGAUGGCGGUUUUAUGUCUAAGAGAGAGAGACGCUGACAUCUGAGACACACUCCUUGAGUGUCACAACAGAUUAUCAGGACAUCACAGGCUCAUCCCACCCGCAUAUCUCUAAGCUGACCCCAUAACAGAGGGCUGGCUGGAUGGGAUUGAAGGCGCUCUAGACAUCAAGACACAUCAUCCUCGCAGCACUGCCAGAGACGCGGUCCUUGAGUGUCACAAGCGGUGGGGUCCCACACAGAGAGUCGAUUAUCAGGACAGCACAGGCUCAUCCCACCCGCAUAUCUCUAAGCUGACCCCUUAACAGAGGGCUGGCUGGAUGGGAUUGAAGGCGCUGGAGACAUCAAGACACGUCAUCCUCACAGCACUGCCAGUCUUUCUGGUCAUACAGUGAGAUGUCUUAUGGCCUCCGGUUCUUGGCUGUCCAUCUGAGGAGGGAAUCCUAGAAGAGAAGAAGCAGACAUUUUGGAGGGAAGUAGGCUUUCCACAGAGCAUGGCCUCAGCUGAAGUUGAUGACAUGGAUCAAGGAGCAGCACACAUUAAACAAGAGGACUGUGAGCACGGUGUACCAGAAGUUGCGUAUGUGAAGCUGGAGGAUUGUGAAGGAGGACUUUCAGUUUUUAAAGAGGAGGAGACUGGUGACAUUAAAGUUGAGCAUUCCAAGGAUUUCUCGGUUAGCCUUGGAGUGCAGACGCAUGAAACUGGGAACAUUUUCAACCAAGACGUUUCUGAAGAUUCUCAUUCCAGUUUACCUUCCUGGUUCAGUAAUGAGGAAAACCUGGCAACCCCACAGAAUUCCAUCAAAGUGAAAUCUGAGUUCUCUGAAUUUGAAAUGAAAAUCGAUGAAGGAAAUGGGGGAGAAGAAGAAGAGCAGCAAUCAUCUAGGAGUGCAGGAAUAAAUUUCCAAGAGAGUGGUAGCUCCUCUUUGCCUUCAUUUGCUCAGCUGUCUGUUCGGUGCAGACUGCGCCAUAAACUAAACACACAGAAGAUGAAGAAAUCAACAGUAGGAUUAGAGCAUUUGACAGCAGCCUCUUUGCAGAGUUGUUCUCCUCCAGUUGUCAAAAAGAGAAGGAGAGGAGCUAUCAACACUGAUCAUCAAGUGUGUGAACGCAUCAUCCAACCUGGAGAGAAGCCCUAUUGUUGUUCUGAAUGUGGUAAACAAUUCUCAUUACUAAGCUAUCUUCAGAGACACAAAAGCAUCCACACUGGAUGGAAACCCCAUUGUUGUUCUGAAUGUGGUAAACAAUUCUCAUUACAAAGCUAUCUUCAGAGACACAAAAGAAUCCACAGUGAAUGGAAGCCCCAUUGUUGUUCUGAAUGUGGUAAGCAAUUCUUACUACAAAGUUCUCUACAGAGGCACAAAAGAAUCCACACUGGAGCGAAACCCUAUUCUUGUUCUGAAUGUGGCAAACGAUUCGCUUACAAUAGCUCUCUUCAGCGUCACACAGUAAUUCAUACGGGAGAAAAAUCAUAUUGCUGUUCUGAAUGUGGUAAACAAUUCUCAUUACUAAACUAUCUUCAGAGACACAAAAGAAUCCACACUCAAUGGACGCCCCAUAGUUGUUCUAAAUGUGGCAAACAAUUCUCAUUCCUAAGCUAUCUGCAGAAACACGAAAGAAUCCACACUGGAUGGAAGCCCCAUUGUUGUUCUGAAUGUGGUAAGCAAUUCUUACUACUAAGUAAUCUGCAGAGGCACAUGAGAAUCCACACUGGAGCGAAACCCUAUUCUUGUUCUGACUGUGGCAAACAAUUUGCUUACAAUAGCUCUCUUCAGCGUCACGCAGUAAUUCAUACAGGAGAAAAAUCGUAUUGCUGUUCUGAAUGUGGUAAACAGUUCUCACUACUGAGCCCUCUUCAGAGGCACAAAAGAAUCCACACUGGAGAAAAACCUUAUUGCUGUUCGGAGUGUGGCAAGAGCUUCUGUGACAGCAGCAGCUUACGUCAGCAUAUACGAAUUCAUGCUGGAGUGCAACCGUAUUGCUGUUCUGAAUGUGGUAAAAGAUUCUCACAGUUAAGCCAUUUUAAUAGGCACAGAAGAAUCCAUAGUGGAGAAAAGCCUUUUUGUUGUUCUCAAUGUGACCAAAGAUUCUCUGAUAAAAGUUCUCUUCGGUAUCACACUCUGGCUCAUACUGGAGAGAAGCCAUUUGGCUGUUCUGAAUGUGGCAAACAAUUCUCAAUACUAAGCAAUCUUCAGCGGCACAAGAGAACCCACACUGGAGAGAAACCAUUUGGCUGCUCUGAAUGUGGCAAACAAUUCUCAAUACUAAGCAAUCUUCAGCGGCACAAGAGGACCCACACUGGAGAAAAAAGAUGAAGCCAUAUUGCUGCUCUGAUUGUGGCAAAAAGAUAUUCCAGUAAGAGCGAUUUGUUUAAACAUACAAAAAUUCCCACUGGAGGGAAAUCCUGAGUAUUGUUCUAAAUAUGAUAUGCAAUUUUCAUUUUGAUGUAGGCUUCAUAUCCACUGGAGAAUUUGUACUGGAAAUGAGGAAUCCCUAAACAGUACAUCAGAAAGGUGGAGAAGGUGGGAGGAGUCAAGAAGUCACCUAUCUGACCACUCAGGUGUUGAUGUCUAACUUCAGGCGGUGGGCUGCACUGUGUAAAAUCUGUGCCAAGUCUAAUCAAAGUGUUAGUGUAAAAUAAUUAAAUAUAAAUUCAUACUUGCCACACAUCUCUCAGGAUAAAAAGGUGCCCAUCCUUUCCCCUGGUACUUGGGUAGAAGAUGGUUGUAAUGAUAGGGCAACAUCACUCUUCAGUGUGGCAUCCAGUCCCCCGAACAGUACUGCUGGGCCUUCCACUCUCUUGAACCCAAACUGUUGAUAGUCGUAAUCGAGAGGAGCCGGGCUAAUGAGGACACACACACAUGCAGCGAGGGGUAGGUGCAAAAUGUGUUUUAAUUAAAGUCAAAUGCUUUGCCCAUAAUAAAUAAAUGUGAUAAAAUUUGAAGUGAUUGUGGAGGUUCAACCAAAUCCAUGAAUCCAAUAAUUCAUUAAAAUUAGGUUAAAAUCACUAGGCAGGACACCUUUUCUUUAAACUCAGCGCCUGUAGACGGUUUGGGUCCCAGCUGUCCAUGGCUAACACACCAAACCUCAUUUCUUCUUAGGUUUGGGUCCUUAAAGCCAACUGUGGUCCCAGCAAGACGCUGCUCAAGUGUCCCCGUCCAAGACUUCCGCUUGCCCCUCACUGAUUUUGUACCGAGAGUCGCUAACCCCCUGAACAUGCUCAUCUGGGAGUGAUCAUCUUCAGCCCCCUGAGCAUUGGCCUAACACUCCACUAAGGGACUCUCCCACUCCUGCCUUCAUCCUUUUCCUUCUCUGUUCUUUCCUCCUUUCUCAUCUGUGCCACGCCAGCUCCUUUACUUUAGCAUGACUGGGCGCGGGUGAGAGACUCUGCUCCCUCUGUGCCACCUGCCUGACACUUUCAUUCACAUGUAUAGAUGCAGUCAGCCAGGCACCCCAACCUAAAGUGAAGCGCCUUCACACACACCUGUGCCCGAUCGGAGCCUGCACCUCAAUGGACACGAUUAUUAAUUUAAAAUCUGCCCAACACCAUGGCCCACUUGUGACAGGCAGGUGACAUUUGUCUGUCCUGUAAAGAGGCUGCCAAUUCAAAUAAGAACAUACAAUGUGUGCCAGGAAUGAACAGCUUGGCUUACUUCUCUUGGUCCUGUUUGUAAAGCCCUAAUAGUCCUCGGUUCUUCUACAGAUGGCAUUCUGACAACUGGCGUCAGUGUUGGCUCAGCUAUAACUGGCAGCUCUGAAGCACAAGGGACACAACCUGCAGUGGGGGUCUGUGCCAGCAGUAAAGUGAGCUCAGAGGUCUGGGGAAGAGUCUGGGAUUUAUUUUUCAUAUAAAUGAUCUUUAAAAAGCCUCUACACAAUAAUGAAAAUAAAUCAGAAAUAUAAAAUGGACUUCACAACCGUGAGCAGGCCCAUCCAGUAUUGUGCAGUAAAUCUCAUCACUACUAAAGAAAUAAAAGAAGAAGAAGAUUUGACAAAACGAAACUCCUUCUGGGAUGAAGAGAAUUGAAGAAAAGAUGAAAGACGCACAGAGAGACGACAUGAAUUGAUGCCUCCAAAUGAAGCAUUGAGAUCACAGAAAGUCCCAGUGCUGGAUGUUAACGUGUGAGGACCUCACCUUCACAAAGGCAAACGACAAACUCAAAGCACAAAGGCGGAGAAGACACUUAACAGAAAGUCAAAGAGAAGGUUCAGAGCAGACGAUUUUAGGAAACCCCCAUCAGACAAAAAGUUAAGUAGGGAGAAUAUCCUGAAAGUAACUCGAUCACCAGCCAAGAAUAAGAACUGAAGAAUUUUGGAGGAACAUUGAUGAUGAUGAUGAUGAUGAAGAACAUCACAAACAAGCAACGAGGAGAACCAAACUGCAGAGACGAGCAGAAGCCAUCCAAGCCCAGCAAAUGUCUGGGAGAGGUAAGAAACAAACUGGAAACUGCUGCUGAUGGAAAGACACCCGGUGAUCCAGACGCCAUACCAAAGUUCUGGUUAAAGGCGCUACAUAUCCUGGGUUACGGCUCCUGUUUAAAGUCCUUCAUUUUAUCCCUUCUGCUCUUUUUUCAUUAUUAUUCCUUGCAUUUGUAAUAUUUUUCUGUUCAUUUAUUGUUUAUUUCAUUGUGUAGACUUUUUCAUUUCAAAUCUCUUUACUGUUUAUAUCUAUAACUCUAUUCGCUGAUGUGCCAUGUGGCCUGUGGGUUGAUCCUCCAGAGGCGGGGCCACCCAUCCAUCACCAUUAAGACCCCGCCCCCAGGUCUCUAAAGGCAGGCUGGGAAUUGAAGUCCCUAGUCAUUCAUUUCAGUUGGGCUCUCUUUGUAAGUUUAAUUCUCUUUGAGAUUUUUGAUGUAUGUUUUUUUUUAACUUCCAGAUUGUGAUUUCUGGCAUUGCUACUGUAGCUAGGAUUUCUUUUUUUUUUCUUUUCUUUCAA